AUGUCCGGAAGACAGAAAAAGUCGAGGAAAAAACACCCCGCUUUUGGCAAAACAAAGCCUAAAGCCAGCUCGUACAGCUUAGCACGAAAGGGACGUGCUUGCCCUGCCCUACAGAAUGACGAAGCAUUGCUGGUGAUUGCGAGAGCAGUGGACUUACGCGAUUCCAAGUGUAAAAUUGUCGCCGUGGAAAUUCUCUCCGGUCUCUGCUUCGUGCCAGAAGACGGUCAUUCCAAAGUGCUCACAGCUCUCACACAGGUGUCCGCAGUGCUCGGAGAGCGAACUCGUUUCCAAACACUCGUCAGUGAACUCCACAGAAGCUAUCCAUCAGAAAAGGAAACUGAUCGGACACGGAUCGCGAUUCUCGGUCUGAUUAACGCUUUGCUUCGGACAGGACAUGCUGAGGUCCGUGAGCGCAUUAUCAGUGGAACGGCCGGAAUUCUACCUGUGUUGUUCCCUUUUCGCAAAGCCGACGGUGAUACGCUGCAGCCUUAG
This is a messenger RNA of Cooperia oncophora, 492 nucleotides long. Lineage: Eukaryota; Metazoa; Nematoda; Chromadorea; Rhabditida; Trichostrongylidae. The record is from the annotation of a GenBank genome assembly.